AUGUCCGCACAGGACUUUGGCGUGGUAACGAUUGUCCUCCCCAAUCCUCAGUACGACCCUUCCAAUGGUGCUCGGAUUGUCAAUGAGUCCUUUGGCUUCGCAUUGAGGGCCUCGGGCCUCAUCCGCACUCUUUCGCCGAACAACCCUCGUCACUACGACACUAUCCAGGGCCUCCUCUACGUUCCUGAACUUCCGCUGUCUACUCCCUGCGAUAACUCAACAUCCUCCUUGAUACCUGCGAAUGUGACCACACGAGCGGAUAUACCUCCAGGAGAUUAUCCGUUAAUUGCUAUAGCACCAUGGACAGAUCCAGCCUGCGUGCUUUCCUACCUGUCUGUAAUGCGCUCCGACGAGGUUCGCGGGGCCGUUUUCUUCCAUCCCAACAAUGACAGUGCGCAGCCGCCUCCUGUCAGUGAUCCAUCCUGGAGUCUCCAGGAUGGCGGUCAAUGGAAGUCGGCCAACGAUUAUCCAGUCUACGCUAUACCCGGGAUGGUGGGAGCCUUCCUUCUCGACGAACUUGCGCAGUAUUCCGGGAAUAUAUCCCAAGUACCAUACGGCAAUGAAUUGGAGCAGAUAUACGAUUUACACGACACCGUCAGGCUCUAUGCCAGAAUGGAUGUUGAUUCUUCAAAUGGAAUACCCUCCCUGUGGGUGUUCUUGAUCAUUGUUCUGGCCAUCCUCCUUGCCGUGGUUCUGACUACAUCCGUCAUCAUGCACUUGGUGCAGCGGAGACAGCGACGACAACUCCAGCGUCGGGUUGUUAAUGGUGAGGUUGAUCUUGAAGCAUUGGGGAUCAAAAGGCUCAAAGUGCCCCAAGAACUUUUGGACAAGAUGCCACAGUAUACUUACAUUUCCAAAACGGAACCGAACAACACCACCGCGGAAGACGAUGCGGACAAAGUUACGAGGCCAGAAUCGAAGGAGAGUAACAAUGAAGAUGUAUCCAACUCCGAAGUCCGCGAAAUUCUAUUCACUCAAUCAACGUGUCCGAUUUGUCUAGACGACUUCGUGCACGGUGAAACAACAGUACGGGAACUUCCUUGUAACCAUAUUUUCCAUCCCGAGUGCAUCGAUCCUUUCCUUCGAGACAACAGUUCAUUGUGUCCCAUGUGCAAGAAAUCAGCGCUUCCAAUCGGAUACUGUCCUGUGGAAGUCACAAACAUUAUGGUCCGGAGGGAAAGAUUGAUGCGGAGGGUGGCGCAGCGCGCUGUACCGGGAGCACUCCCAAAUUCAAGCUCACAUAGACUCUCUGCUCCGAUAGUGGCAUUGAAUCGCACUGUUCGGAACAUGUCGAGACAUCCUACCUAUCCGAGUCCGGAAGGCGGGCGCGCAACAGGGUCGGAAAUGCGGUCAACGGAGGGCCACAGCGACACUCGAGCGGAGGAAGAAAUACCCGCCGAGGUUCGAGCACAAGGCGUGUCCGCUCGAAGGGCAUGGCUGCGAGAGCGAUUUGCCCGGCAACAAGAGCGCAGUUAUGACGAAAGAGCUGACGAAGCCCGUGCUGUGGAUGUUUCGAGGCCUCUCUGGCGCCGGAUAGCUGGUCGUGUGAUCCCCAGCCUCGAAUAA
Messenger RNA from Rhinocladiella mackenziei CBS 650.93, 1566 nucleotides. RefSeq lists its product as uncharacterized. Gene Ontology annotation, cellular component: cytoplasm. Gene Ontology annotation, molecular function: ubiquitin protein ligase activity. The coding region runs from base 1 to 1566 and encodes 521 amino acids. Gene Ontology annotation, biological process: ubiquitin-dependent protein catabolic process. The record is from RefSeq and is a predicted model, not a curated record. Lineage: Eukaryota; Fungi; Ascomycota; Eurotiomycetes; Chaetothyriales; Herpotrichiellaceae. The transcript is spliced from 4 exons.